UUUCAGGAAGCAUAUAGGUUCACUAACUAGAUGGCAACAGGAAGAAUGGAUAUUCCCAGCCCUGGCUACAACCAGUACCUGGUACACAGAUCAGUCUACUCUGAACCCACGUUCCAGGAAGAAACUGAAAGAAAAGAGCCUGUUCGGAAAACUCUCCAAGACAGGGUGAAAAAGAAUUGCAGUUGUACCUCAAAAAAGGCUUACUAUGUAGCCAAGAAGUUUUUCCCUAUUCUGAAUUGGUUACCCAACUACAGAUGGAAAGAAUGGUUUGUAAGUGACCUGAUCUCUGGAAUCAGCACAGGUCUUGUCGGUACCUUGCAAGGCUUGGCAUAUGCAUUGCUUGCUGCAGUCCCUGUUGAAUACGGCCUCUACUCUUCUUUUUUCCCUAUCUUGACUUAUUUUUUCCUGGGAACAUCAAAACACAUUUCUGUUGGACCUUUCCCAGUGGUCAGUUUGAUGGUGGGAUCAAUUGUCCUGUCAAUCGCUCCAGAUGAAAAAUUUACAAUGUUAGCCAACUCCACAGGACUGAACAAAACAUUAAUAGACACAGUAGCAAGAGACACAGCCAGAGUUGUUGUGUCUGGGACACUCAGCUUUCUGAUUGGAAUUAUACAGCUUGCACUUGGUGUAUUUCAAAUUGGCUUCAUUAUCCGAUAUUUGGCAGAUCCAUUAGUUGGAGGGUUUACUACAGCUGCAGCCUUCCAAGUGUUUGUUUCACAAAUCAAACUUGUGCUCAAUGUCCCCACAAAGAACUACAACGGAGUACUCUCUAUCAUAUAUACAAUAAUAGAUAUCUUUACCAACAUUGCAAAAACCAACAUCGCUGAUCUGAUUGCUGGACUUCUAACAUUUGUUGCUUGCGUUGUGGUUAAAGAAAUAAAUGAUCGAUACAAACGCAUCUUUCGGGUACCUAUACCCAUUGAAAUAAUUGUGACCAUAAUAGCGACAGGGAUUUCAUAUGGUGUCAAUCUGGAAAAAAAAUAUAAUGCAGGGAUUGUGAAGACAAUUCCAAGUGGAUUCAUACCACCUAUGACACCAGAUGUGAGCCUAUUCGCACAAUUAGGUAGCUCAGCAUUUUCCAUUGGGAUUGUUGCCUAUGCUGUAGCUGUGUCAGUGGGAAAGGUUUAUGCCACAAAGCACAACUAUGAAGUUGAUGGAAAUCAGGAGUUCAUUGCCUUUGGAAUAAGCAAUCUAUUUAGUGGAGCAUUUUCUUGCUUUUGUGCCACCACUGCCCUAUCCCGUACAGCUGUCCAGGAAAGCACUGGAGGCAAAACACAGAUUGCUGGGAUUAUCUCAGCCGGCAUUGUGUUAAUUGCAAUUGUGGCACUUGGCAGACUGCUUGAACCCCUGCAAAAGUCAGUGCUAGCAGCCAUUGUUAUUGCCAAUCUAAAGGGGAUGUUUUGUCAAGUUUUUGAUGUACCUCGCUUAUGGAAAGAAAACAAAUGGGACUCAGUUAUCUGGGUUUUUACCUGCAUUGCAUCAAUCCUUCUGGGACUUGAUUUAGGACUGCUAGCUGGCUUGUUGUUUGGAUUAGUGACUAUUAUUUUACGUGUGCAGUUUCCUUCAUGUGGUGCUCUUGGCAAUGUUCCUGGCACAGACAUCUACAAAAAUGUCAAAGAAUACAAAAAUCUCAUAGAGCCAGAGGGAGUUAAAAUAAUUCGGUAUACAAGUGGUAUGUUUUAUGGAAAUAUCGACGGGUUUAAAAAUGCCAUCAAAUCAAUUGUUGGUUUUGAUGCUGUGAAAGUUUAUAAUAAGAGAACAAAAGCACUGAGGAAAAUACAAAAGCUUAUUAAAAAAGGGCAACUAAGAUCAACAAAGAAUGGCAUCAUUAGCAGCACAGGAGCUGAUAAUGAAGGUUUUGAGCCUGAUGAUGAUCCUGAGGACCCAGAGCAAGAAAAUAAUGAAGGAGUUGAAACAAAAGAAGUAGAAAUCCGAGUAGACUGGAACUCAGAACUCCCUGUAAAAGUAUAUGUGCCAAAAGUUUCCAUUCACAGCAUCAUUUUUGAUUUUGGGCAAAUCCAUUUCAUUGAUGUGGUUGCUGUGAGAUCUCUAAAAGUGAUAUUUAAAGAAUUUAAGAGAAUCGAUGUAGAGCCAUACAUUGCAGCAUAUGAAGAUGGUGUUUUACAAAAAAUGGAAUCAUGCCUUUUCUUUGAUGAGACAAUCAAACGUGACAUCUUCUUUUUGACCGUCCAUGAUGCUGUGCUGCAUAUAGAAAACCUAAGAAAGUUCUAUGAUGGUCAUGAUCCUCUUCUUGAAAAGAUUUCACUCAUGCAGGAAUCUAGGGAACUAUUGGAAUUCACUGCAGUUGACCCAACAGAGCAAGAACUAGAUGCCCAGGAAGGGGCUCUUCGAUCACUUGCACACUGAAGAAAGGCAUCUGGGAGAUUUAUCAGGGAUGGACAGUAUCUUCCUUUGGGUUCAAUAUUGAGACAUUUGCUGUUUCAUUUAAAUUUGCUAAGACCAUACUAUGCAUGUGAUAAAAAUGUUGUUUAUAUUUAUGAAUUAUAUGAUGGGCGAUUCCUCAAAUACCUUCCAAACAGCAUUAUAAACAUGUAAAACAGAUAAACAACAAAACCAAGUGUCCAAAUCCUACUGGUUUCGAAUGUCUUUCCUUCCUGAUAAGGACUGAACAGCCAUUUAGAGGUUUAGGUUUAAAGUAUAAUGAGCCUGGUUGAUAUGACAUUGACGUCAACAGAUAUCCAGGAUGAUUGAGAGGUAUUCUGAUAUAUGUUCCUACCAAGACAAGAGAGGAGGAAAGGAAUAUGUUCAACAUUCUAAA
Xenopus laevis (African clawed frog) is the source of this 2779-nucleotide messenger RNA. RefSeq names its product solute carrier family 26 member 4 gene 3 L homeolog (gene slc26a4.3.L). The coding region runs from base 31 to 2367 and encodes 778 amino acids. Gene Ontology annotation, molecular function: secondary active sulfate transmembrane transporter activity. The record is from RefSeq and is a predicted model, not a curated record. Gene Ontology annotation, biological process: oxalate transport; transmembrane transport; sulfate transmembrane transport. Lineage: Eukaryota; Metazoa; Chordata; Amphibia; Anura; Pipidae. The transcript is spliced from 21 exons. Gene Ontology annotation, cellular component: membrane.